Trichoderma reesei QM6a is the source of this 1929-nucleotide messenger RNA. RefSeq lists its product as uncharacterized. The coding region runs from base 1 to 1929 and encodes 642 amino acids. The transcript has 5 exons. The record is from RefSeq and is a predicted model, not a curated record. Lineage: Eukaryota; Fungi; Ascomycota; Sordariomycetes; Hypocreales; Hypocreaceae.
AUGAGUGACUCAAGUCCCGUCAGCAACUACCUCGGCCAUCGCCCUCCCAGCGUGGCCUUUAUUGACAAUCGACUUCCAGAGCACCAUCAACUGUUCGCGGAUCCUUCAGUGCGCUAUGAUCCGGUUUCCGAAAUCUACGUUCCUUCUAGGAUCCAGGAGGAUGACCAAGUUGCGAUGGCAUCAAGACCAGUGUUUACAGAUAUUAAGGCGAUGAGAUUCUGGGAGAGUAUCCUCCCUAGAGCUAUGUCGGAGCUGCAUUCAACACCAGAGCCCAAAGGGCGAUCCGAAUCACCUUAUAGUAUCCGAAACAAGACGAACUGGCAUGCAAUCUUUAGCAGCCUCGAGGAAGCAAAAUACAGAUAUGAAAACAGAGAGGGGCCCAUGAACAAACUACGUGACAUGCGGCGAAAAGCUGCGAACAAGGCCGGGCCCGUGGGGAGUGUGGUUGGCAUCGUUUCGAAGGUUAUCCCUGAAGGCACUUUGGCUACGCCUGUGCUGGGCGCUUUGCAGAUUCUUCUAGGUGCAGUCAAGAUUGCUGCAAACCUACGUGAAAAGGUUCUUGGAAGUUUCGAUGAUAAUAUGGCCAUCUUUUCGGAUGUCGAGCUAUUCCUGGGAACUUUUCCCGACGAUGAGAACAUUGUAAACGCGUCGGUGGACCUCAUUGUUGCUGCGCUCAAAGGAAUUGAGUUGGCCAUCGGGUUCUUCACCAGCAAUUCAUUGAAAAGAGGGACCAAGGCUCUUCUCACAAGUGACGAAUACGAAAAGGGCCUGCUUGAAAGCCUGGACACAAUCAAGACGAAAAGCAAAAGUCUUAUGGAAGAAGCUUUGAAGUCACAUAUCUAUGAAGUCCAUAUCUACUCUCAAGAGACGCAGAAGCUAUGCAGAAACAUUCAGACACUCAGUGAAGCAAUGGACAGGAAAUUGCAGAAUCUGGGAGAGGGUUUCAACUCUAUGAACCUCCUUUUAACUGAACACGUCAAAGAGAAAGAGAAAUUGUUGGAAGCUGCUCGCCAACAGCUCGAAGUCGCCUACCGCGAGAAUCACUUUCUCAGGGCCGAGAACAACACACUACGUGCCUAUUCGCCUCUCAGAGCCAUAUCACCAUUCCAGCCGCCACAGACGCAGAUAUUAGCUGCACAUUGGUACAUCAGUCAACAGGAUCUACGACAGCUAUUGAACCAGUUCGACGUUGAUCUUGUUGAUCUCGCCUUUGUUGCGGACAGAAAGGGCCAGCUUCCUCCCAAGCAGCGACUGCAAGCCGAGCAAAUCGUCAACACACAGCUGUUCCGUAACUGGGUCAUUUCGCCCACUUCUUCGAGACUCCUCAUCCAUUGGGAUAAUCGUCUUCCAAAGACCAUUGCUGGCCUCUCGCCUCUAUCUGUCUUCUGUAUGACCAUAACACAGGCAUUGAGAGCCAAGGAUCAGUUUGUGUCUCUUGUAUGGUUCUGUGGACGACAUGCCGAAGCAGCAGAGUCCAGAGGCUGCAUUGGUGCACGUGCCAUGCUUUCAAGCCUGGUUGAUCAGUUGUUGAAGCAACACCCAUUUGACGCUCAGUUUCUCUCUUCCAACAGCAUCAACAUUGCCGGGCUACAAGAAGGCAGUCUCGAUGCAUUGAUACAGCUGCUAUGCUAUCUCAUCCGGCUACUGCCUCCAACGGUGUCAGUCUUUAUCAUUAUAGACAAUGCCGUCCUUUAUGAACGGGACGGAUUCGAGGAGGAGUUGCUGCAAGUCUUUCCGACGCUGAUUCAUCUUUCCCAAGACACAACCAUGCCCGCGGCCAUCAAACUGCUUUUCACAAGUACGCCGGGCACCACGACUGUGCGAAGUGCCUUCGAGGAUCUAUUAUUGAACGUCGAUAACUUGCCGCAAAUGACCUGGGCACCAAGCGAAGAGCGGAUGAUGCGGGAACUCGAGGGGGGGCUUUCUUGA